GCAAAACAGCGAGACGAGAAGAAGGAACUACGGCCAAAUCGACAAUCGAGUCAAGUGGCUUCGGUUGCAGUGAAAAAUCGGUUGACCAAGCGCACGAUGCAGCUCGAGGAGGAGCGAGCCAAGCUCGCGGAAGAACCUUGAGUGUCCGUCUACAACAGGCAGGAGUAGCAGUGCAUGUUGCAUGCGAGUGCGAGGGAGAGAGAGAGAGAGAGAGAGAGAGAAAGAGACGGAGAUAAGAAGAGAGAAAGAAGGAAGAGAAGAUGGAGAAAAGAGUAAUGCCGGUGAUGGUAUUGUGGUUGCUGAUGGUCCUGGGUAUCGAGGGUGUUAAGUCGGUUGGUUGUCCAUCCAUCUGCACAUGCAGCACGUGGUUUGCAAUGCCGAAGGCUUCGUGCACCGGUCAGCACCUGUACAGCGUGUACACCGGUGUGUCCAACAUCGUGCAAGCGCUCGAUCUUUCCAACAAUUCUAUUAUCAAACUCGAGGAUCGCCAGCUAUCCCGAGUUGGUCUGACAAAACUCAAGUACCUGAAUCUCUCGACCAACGCCAUCGCCGAAAUCGAGCUCAGAGCAUUCGACGAUCUGAAGAAUUUGUCCGUUUUGGAUCUGUCGUACAAUCGUAUGGACUACAUCGCACCUGACACCUUCUACGACGUUCGCAGUCUGAGGAUCCUUCAUCUAGCCGGUAACAAGUUUAAUCUGCACGUGCCGAAGCUCCACAGCGACUCCAUUACGAAGCUGGAUCUGAGUGGUUGUCGAAUCGAUUACUUGCCCGACGAUACAUUCAAGGGGCUACAUCAACUGCGCAAACUCGACAUCACCAAUAACCAUUUGACAAAAUUGGCCAAGGACGCUCUGAGCCCAAUGCCUUAUCUGCAAGAAUUAGUCUUGGGAAAGAACUUGUGGCUGUGCGACGCCAAAUUUAUCAGUUUGAAAUUGUACAUGCGUACUAAGAAAAUCGACACCGACCAAGUGUGCGAGCGGCCAACAUUAACAGCUCAAUUCGAAAAGUACAUCUCGUUGAAAGCAGCGACGACGGAAGCGGAGCCCAGAGUCACACUGCAAAAUGAGCUACAAAAUGCACCGGGAUCCAGGCAAACGAAAGAUCCGUGGGAGGUAGAUUCGUGGCAUGAAAUCGAGGAAACAGUUGAAGAAGAGCAACAAGUUGAUUCCGGUUCCUCGAAUAUCUUUGCAAAUGCCAUUGGAAAUAUAUCGCCGUUCUGGUUUCUUCUCAUUGGAUUUUUAUUGGGUAGCGGGGCAACGAUGGUCGUAACAUAUCUUUGGCUAUCAACUACGAUUUCUUGCUUGAUUCCGAGAAUUCGACGUGCCGAUGCUGGUGAAACGAAUGAUGCUAGUUCACAAAGGGUUUCAUUGCUAAGACAUCUUUGGACACAAGAGAACAUUGCCAAUUCAGAAGAAAGUAACAGCGGUACAAGCCAAACCAUCUUGCCAGUGCCUUUAUCGUCUCAUUCGUGCCCAGGCACACCACCACCACCAUACCGUGAGGUAAUGUUACAUCGAAACCUUUAUCCACGUGCAGCCAUGGUUGCUGUAGCUCAGCAACGUUGUCACGAAACUCCAGCUUACAUCUGAGAAAGAGAUCAUGUCGUCGGCGUAUAAUUGCCACACCGGACAUACUAUAAUAUAUAUAAUUGUAGGACUGAGCGAUGAGUGCCUUAGUAUACAGCUAGAGAUUAUUAAUUUUUAAGAUAUUGGAGUGUAACUAUAGUGCCUAAUUAGAAUUAAGAUUAGCUGAUAGUAUUCAGAUGGUUCGGUGUGCGCGUCAUUCACAUGCGCCGAUUUUCCGUAUUCAGCAUAAGCGUCUAUUUUUUCUUCAUUUGGCGAGCGUACGGUAGCUUCGCUUUUUUUUUCUUUAUGUUCCCCGAUGCAUGUCUUUUUUAUUGGUUGUAUUGAUGUAUCGAUGAACCAAUUGCUAGAUAAUGCUCUACACAUACGUACACGCGCAAGUGUCUGCUCUCGUUAAGAAAGUUAUAUGGAAUAUGCGAAAUAAAAUACUCACAGACAUCUACUUGUGUAUAAGAGCUUAAAGUCAAAGAUACUUUUUCUGAUUUAAUAUUCAGAAUUACUCUUGCACAUAUAAAUCCAUAGGUUGAAAGUGAAAACUAAUACCUCUGGCAAUUUUUUCAGAGAUGUUUCUCUUUAUCUCAAGAUUAUGUUUUUUCUUGCUUACUUAUUGUUUAUUAUGAUAUAUGCGUAAGUGUUGUGAUACAACGUAAAAACACUGAAGUUUUUUUUAUUUCUCUGUCUCUCUCUCACUCUUUUUCUUUCGCUCUUCUUUUUUCGGAAAGAAUACUUAUACUGUAUAAAAGUUUAUAUUGCUGUAUCACAUUACCUAAGUGCCAUUACGUAUUGUUAAGCCCAUAUAUGUUACGAUUAGAUAUGUAACGAAUUAUGAUAUUCUAAAAAGCAAAAACAACCCCAGUCUUGAAGGCCUGUACUUUAUAUACGAUGAGCUUGUAUAAGCUAUUGAACGACGUGUGCUUCAAAAAGAAAAAAAAUUGAUGGCAGUAUUAAGAACAAUUAAUUAGAUUUUAACGAAUGAUGAAAUUAACGAGGUUUUCGGCAGUAUAUCGACUUAUACGCAAGGUCAAAUGCAAUCAGUUUUCCAAUUAAUAUUUCAAAACAGAUAAGAUUACGCACCUCAAACCAGUAGCAAUAAAUGAUUGUAUACAAUAACGCACUUCUCAAUCGAGCAUGCUCCAAAACAAUAAAAUCCACACACGAAUACAACUUCUUUCUAGUACUUGUUAUCUAUUAACUCCCUGCACUUGACUCUCUCUCCCUUCCGAUUUCUUGUAUCGUAAAAGACGAGAUUUGUUACUCAAAACCAUAUAAUGAAAUUCAAUUUUUCCUGUAUAUGAUCACUUACUGUAUGUUUCUGUCUUUUAUCCUCCCUCCCCCCCUCACUCUUAUAUAUUUAAACAAUUCCAACGUUUAAGCAGUUGUAUUUUAUAGUAUUCUAGUCUAAGGAGCCCCCGAAAUCAGAUAACUAUUCGUUGUCCGCACGCGCGUGCGAAUGGAAAAUGAAAUCAUGAAUUAAACGUAAACUCGCAACAACGAUCAGAGUCAUUAUUACAACACGUGAUGCUCGCGCUAUUAUAACACGCGCGUCAUGUGCACGCCGUCAUAUAAUGAUUCUUCUCCUUCGUAUGAAUUGUAUUACGUGCAGAGAUAGAUAUUUAUGAGUAUAUGUGUACGCAAGACCAAACACUUGU
Molecule: messenger RNA, 3232 nt
Organism: Phymastichus coffea
Lineage: Eukaryota; Metazoa; Arthropoda; Insecta; Hymenoptera; Eulophidae
Product: leucine-rich repeat-containing protein 24-like
Exons: 5
Coding region: 261-1589 (442 amino acids)
Cellular component (GO): plasma membrane
Molecular function (GO): protein binding
Source: RefSeq, a predicted model, not a curated record